GAGUAACAAGCUAGAGCUUCACUUUCCUAACAACACAUACUUUCUCUUCUACACACAUUGAGUGAGAAAAACAUAUACAUAUAUAUACAUCAUCAUGGCUCUUCACCUCUCUUGGGUUUUCAUUUUUGGCAUUCUAGGCAACGCUGUUUCAUUCAUGGUCUCCUUGGCUCCACUGCCAACAUUUUAUCAAAUAUACAAGAAGAAAACAUCCGAAGGUUUCCAGUCGAUUCCUUACGUGGUUUCACUCUUCAGUGCAAUGCUUUGGAUUUACUACGCACUGCUUAAGAAAGAUGCCAUGUUCCUCAUCACCAUCAACACUUUUUGCGUUUUCAUUCAGGCCUUUUACAUUGUUACUUACUUUCACUAUGGUCCCAAGAAAGAAAAGAUUAUGACAGUAAAGCUUAUGCUUCUCUUCAACGUUUUCGGAUUCGGAGUUAUCUUUCUUUCAACUUUCUUCCUCCCAAAUCCCUCGGUUCGUCUCCUAGUUUUGGGUUACAUUUGCAUGGCAUUCGCUUUGGCAGUGUUCGCCGCGCCUCUCGCCAUCGUGAGAAAAGUGAUUAAAACGAAGAGUGUGGAGUUCAUGCCUUUUACUUUGUCAGUGUUCCUUACCUUGGGAGCUAUCAUGUGGUUCUUCUAUGGCCUUUUGUUGAAAGACAUGAACAUUGCCGUUCCAAACAUUCUAGGGUUCAUCUUUGGAAUUCUCCAGAUGAUACUUUACGCAAUUUAUAGAAAUCAUCCCAAGAAAACGGUGGAAGAAUCCGAUCCAAAGCUUCAAUUAUCGGAUCGCUCGAUUGUUAUCUUCGAUGUUGCCAAGCUCGGUUCCAACGACGACAACAACAACGGUGGCGGAAUCGAAGGAAAUAAUGAUGCUUUGAACAAAGUUUAAAAACGUCUAUUUCAUGCUGUGAGUGCUAUCAAAAGAGGGUUCCACUUGGAGAUGUCUUGAGCUUACGUGUUUACUUUGAUUUUGCAUGGGGGAAAUAUGAGAUGAAGUUAAACCAUGCAAAAUAAUAACUUUAUAAAAAAAAUUAGCCUAAUAAUGUGGGUUUAAUUUCUUUGUCUUUUCAGUCAACAUCGUAAAAUCUUUGUGUCUCUCAUUUCAAAUCUAUAAUCACAUGUAUUAUGUAAUUAGUUUCACUUUUCCUGUUCUAUUAAUGAAAUGUUUAUAUUUUUAUGUUUUAA
Molecule: messenger RNA, 1182 nt
Organism: Hibiscus syriacus
Lineage: Eukaryota; Viridiplantae; Streptophyta; Magnoliopsida; Malvales; Malvaceae
Product: bidirectional sugar transporter SWEET10-like
Exons: 6
Coding region: 95-886 (263 amino acids)
Biological process (GO): carbohydrate transport
Cellular component (GO): membrane
Molecular function (GO): sugar transmembrane transporter activity
Source: RefSeq, a predicted model, not a curated record